AUGGAGGGAUUUUUAAAAUCCGAUGAAAGACAAAGACUAGCCAAAGAAAGACGAGAAGAAAGAGAGAAAUGUCUUGCUGCUCGGGAGCAGCAGAUCCUGGAGAAACAGAAAAGAGCCAAGCUCCAGUAUGAAAAGCAAAUUGAGGAGCGAUGGCGAAAACUGGAAGAGCAGCGGCUACGGGAGGACCAGAAGAGGGCUGCUGUGGAAGAAAAGAGGAAGCAGAAGCUCCGAGAGGAGGAGGAGCGGCUAGAGGCAAUGAUGCGUAGGUCUAUUGAGCGCACGCAGCAGCUGGAGCUGAAGAAGAAGUGCUCUUGGGGAGGAGCGCUGGCCGCAGCAGCGUCAGGAAGCAGCCACGCAUGUGACAAACUUUCAACAUCAAUCAUGAACUUACCAAAGCAGAUGGAACCUCCUAUGAGUAAGCGCUUGUCUUCAUCCACCGUGACAAUACCUUAUUCUCCAGAACGAGUAUUCCAUGACUAUCCUCGUAUAGCUCCUGUUGGCCCUCUCAAAUCUUACAAAUCUUCUCCAACUGGAAAUGUUGAGAAAAAGAAGACCACUUCCACAUCUAGCAUUGGAGAUAUGGGGAAAGGAGCAACUGCAGGAGCUGAGGCCCCUUUGGUGGAGAAGUCAAAGAGGGAGCCUCGAACACCAACUUCUGUGACCACUGUGGGCCUGGGGUCCCCUCUGAGAAGAUGUGACUUUCCAGCAGGCCUUUCUAAGAGACCAUCUUCUCCUAUAACACUCAAGUCAACUUCCAAAGUCUAUCCACUCUCUCCAAAGAACAUGAAGCCACCAUCCCUAGGGUCACCAGUGAAAUACCGCCUUCCCCCCUUUUCCAACCGAGAGAUACCCAAGAAGAAGGCAGAUAAAGAGAAGACCAACAAGGAAAGGGAAGGUGCUGUUGGCCUACAGACAUUUGGUGCACACGGAGAGGAUGUCCCUGAGAAGCAUAUUGUGGACAGACACAUCACUGAGAAGUAUGUAAUUUCCACAGGAAAGGUGGAGAGCAGUGAAGCCUUGGGAAAGCCCACGGCAGGCACCACUGAUGCUGGAGAGGCAGUGAAGAUCCUGGCUGAGAAGAGGCGGCAGGCACGCAUGCAGAAAGAGCUGGAAGAACAAGAACGCUUGGAGAAGGAGAAACAAGAAAGGCUGGAGGAAGAGGAAUUGAAAAGAAAGGUGGAGGAAGAAAGACUUCGUCUAGAAGAAAAAACCUGUAAACAGGAAGAGGAAAGGAAGCGACAAGAAGAGGAAGAUAAAAAAAAGGCAGAAAAGGAGGCAAAGCAGAAGGCUGAGGAAGAGCAGUUGUUGAAAGAAAAGCAAGAAAAGGCCAUGAUCGAGAAACAGAAAGAAGUAGCAGAAGCAAAGGCCCAAGAAGCCGCUAAGCAAUUGCGUCUAGAAAGAGAACAGAUCAUGCUGCAGAUUGAGCAGGAGCGCCUGGAGAGGAAGAAGAGAAUAGAUGAAAUAAUGAAGAGAACAAGAAAGAGUGAAGUCUCUCCAGAAGUGAAGAAAGAAGAGCCUAAGGUGGGGAUUCCUCCUACUGUGUGUGUGGAAAGUAAGACAAAACCAGUUGUCCCCAACAAAAUUGAUAUAAAUGGAUUGAACACCUGCCAGAAAUUGAAUGGUGUAGGGCACACUGCCCCAGAAACUUUUCCCGGAGAUGUUUUUGCUAAUGGGCUUAAACCAGUUGCAGGAUUUAUUCAUCUGGAUGCCCUUAAUGGCAAAUCAAACAGUCUAGAUGACUCCACUGAAGAAGUUCAGUCUAUGGAUGUGAGUCCUGUUUCAAAAGAAGAGCUUAUCUCCAUCCCAGACUUUUCACCAGUGAAUGAAAUGAUUCCUGGGGGGUCUCUGGACCAAAAUGGAACUGGUAAUGCCCGAGCGCUUCAAGAUCUCUUAGAUUUUACUGGUCCCCCAGCAUUCUCCAAAAGAUCCAGUGAGAAUCUCAGCCUGGAUGACUGUAACAAAAACCUGAUCGAAGGAUUUAAUAGUCCUAGCCAAGAAAACUCUCUGAAUACCUUCUGUUGA
This is a messenger RNA of Chrysochloris asiatica (Cape golden mole), 2022 nucleotides long. RefSeq names its product MAP7 domain containing 2 (gene MAP7D2). The transcript has 15 exons. Gene Ontology annotation, cellular component: microtubule cytoskeleton. NCBI's taxonomy places the organism in Eukaryota, Metazoa, Chordata, Mammalia, Afrosoricida, Chrysochloridae. The record is from RefSeq and is a predicted model, not a curated record. Gene Ontology annotation, biological process: microtubule cytoskeleton organization. The coding region runs from base 1 to 2022 and encodes 673 amino acids.